Ilex paraguariensis (yerba mate) is the source of this 621-nucleotide messenger RNA. Lineage: Eukaryota; Viridiplantae; Streptophyta; Magnoliopsida; Aquifoliales; Aquifoliaceae. The record is from the annotation of a GenBank genome assembly.
AUGAUCGGAACAGUGCCUCUUCCUUCAUCUUCUACUCUCUUUCUUGAACCAAACAACGAUCUUCAUUCUCAGAGAUCAUCAUCAUCAGUAGUUUCGCAGAGACUCGCUUCAACUAUCUGUUGUUCUUCAAGAAGCAAUGCUUAUAUACCCAAGCUCGAACCCUUUAGCAGAAGCAAACUCGAUCGAAUCGUCAAAGACCCUCCUCUGAUCGAGAAAUCCGAAAGCGAACUCGCAGAUUACUGUUCAACGCUUGAAGGAGACGCUUCUUAUAGCUGCUGGCAGGCGUAUUUCGAACUCAAAGAUCUUGAGAAAGAAACUCCAAAACAAGAGAUAGAAAGGGUGAUUCUACAAGCGGGUGGGGUGAAAUCUCUCAUCGGCUGCUUGCACGGAAUUUCAGCGAUUCACAAAGCGAAGAAAGAAUGCAACGGGCCUACAAAACCAUUGGUUCCAGAGAAAAUGGGCGAAAGACCUUGUCCAAUCCCUGAUGGAUUGCCAAAGACAAUGGAAGAGCUUGAAGAAGAAGAGAAGGCGAGAAUGCCUGAUUCACCCUUCACCAGAUUGCUCAGAACCAAAGCGUAUCGCCUCAUUCUGUUCCACGGCAACGACAUUGUAUUAGCAUAA